GUUACUGAAAAAAAAUUAUUUAGUUCCAUCCACUUGAGCAAGAACACUUGAACAUUAUAGGAAAACAGUUGCUUGAAAUACUGAAAUGGAUGCCACAGAAUUUCGGAAAAGAGGAAAAGAGAUGGUGGAUUACAUUGCAGAUUACAUCGAGAAGAUAGAGGAGCGACAGGUCUAUCCUGAUGUAGAGCCAGGUUAUUUAAGAGCCCUUAUUCCAGAGUUUCCUCCUGAAACACCUGAGAGAUUUGAAGACAUCCUUAAAGAUGUUGAAAGGAUAAUUAUGCCUGGGGUGACUCAUUGGCACAGUCCUUACUUCUUUGCCUAUUUUCCUACUGCCAACUCUUUCCCAGCUCUUUUGGGUGAUAUGUUAUCUGGGGGCAUAGGAUGCAUUGGAUUUUCAUGGGCAUCAAGCCCAGCUUGCACCGAAUUGGAAACAGUCAUGCUGGAUUGGCUAGGAAAGAUGAUCAAUUUGCCUCCACAAUUUCUGGCUGAGAAGGAUGGAGAAGGAGGAGGGGUAAUCCAGGGAACUGCCAGUGAAGCUACCUUGGUUGCCAUGCUGGCAGCUCGAACCAAAGCGAUUCAUCGUAUUCAGUUAGACAAUGAAAAUUUGACUCAAGGAGAAAUCAUUAGUCGACUGGUAGCUUAUACUUCUGAUCAAGCUCAUUCAUCAGUUGAAAAGGAUGUCUUGAUUGCUGGAGUGAAAAUUAAACAAGUUCCCACAGAUGAUUCAUUUUCUGUCCGUGGAUCAACUCUAAGAAAAGUGAUAGAUGAAGACAAAGCUGCUGGUCUUAUCCCAUUCUUUUUGUGUGCAACUCUUGGAACAACAACAUGCUGCUCCUUUGACAAUCUGCUAGAACUGGGUCCUAUUUGUAAUGAGGAGAAUAUUUGGAUGCAUAUCGAUGCAGCCUAUGCUGGGAGUGCUUUCAUCUGCCCUGAAUUUCGUUAUCUUCUCAAUGGAGUAGAGUAUGCAGAUUCAUUCAACUUCAACCCUCAUAAGUGGCUCCUAAUCAACUUUGAUUGUUCUACUAUGUGGGUGAAGAAGAGAUUGGAUUUAACAUGUGCCUUUAAAAUAGAUCCUGUUUACUUGAAGCAUGAUCAUGAUGAAUCUGGAUGCAUUACAGAUUACAGGCACUGGCAGAUUCCUUUAGGUAGAAGAUUCCGUUCUCUGAAAAUGUGGUUUGUGUUCCGAAUGUAUGGUGUGAGUGGAUUACAAGAAUACAUCCGCAAGCAUGUUAGGAUAGCACAUGAAUUUAAGGACUUGGUGCUACAAGAUGAUCGAUUUGAAAUUUGUGCUGAUGUCAUACUGGGAUUGGUAUGCUUCCGAUUAAAGGGCAGCAAUGAACUUAAUGAAGUGCUUCUUAAAAACAUAAAUGAUGCUAGGAAAAUUCAUCUUGUUCCAUGUCAUCUGAGAGGAAAAUUUGUGCUGCGUUUUGCAAUUUGUGCCCGCACAGUGGAAUCUUCUCAUAUCCAAUUUGCCUGGAAGAACAUCACAACAAUGGCAAGUGAGCUUCUGAAAACACAAAAACAGAGUACUGACUAAAAGACAAAGGUUGGAUUCAACACCAAAUGUAAAGGAUAAUAUGAAUUCUAUCAUGUCUGAUACUUGUCUGAUAUUAUCAGGAACAUACAGUGCUAUAAUUAGAUUGAGUGGGUUUAUAGAUAAAAGUGUAAUACUAAUAAUCUUCAUUUAAUGGCCACUUGUUCAGUAAACACUUGAAUUUGUGAUAGCAUGCACUGAAUGGUAGUUAUGAGUGAUUCUUAUUUUUAUGCCUGUCACAGUUUCUUAUGCUCAUGUGAUUGCUAUUUGCAAUCUUAUUUGCCUGCUUCUGACAAUCAAAGUUCAUCGAGAAACUGGCAGGAAGUUGCAAAUAGUGACAUGUGACAUCCUGGCUUAACAAUCUGUAGUUAUUUUCAUAACAACCAGAACACCAGAAACGCUAUUGCUAAAUAGUACAGUUAUGUGAUAUCAAGCUUUAUUACAAUGCUGCUUAGUAACAAAUUCUGGUUCCAAUUAUUGUUGUUAAGGGAGGAUUACCAAUAAUGGCUAUUAGUGUUCAGCGACCGAAUUCCAAAAACCUUAUCAUUGUUCCAAUAUGUACAAACCUACUGUAAGCCCUGACAGUUAUAAUCUUCUCCUGUUUGGCCCCAACAUUUUCUAGGUCAUGGUUAUUGGCAGAAUAUUGCCUGUAAUAAUCUGUCUUUUUAGGCCAGUGAUGAUGCCUUGUGGCAGAUGAUACCAAAUCAUAAAGAUCAGAACUAUCGGAUAAAAGUUUGCUCAGCUAGAAGACUCUGUUGUCACUUGUUGCAUUUCAGCAAAUUAAAAUAUGACAUUUGGAGGGAUGGUAGACAGUGCUAUAACUUCUUUUUUGAUAACAUUCACCUUACCUCUGAUAUUGCAAUUUUCAUGUCAGCCUUUUAAUAUUUUCAUUUUCAGGUUUUUCCUUUCUAGCAUUCCUUUUUUCUUUUUGAUGAAGAAAAAAGGUUUUCUGAGGAAAAAAACCUGGGUUUUAUUGCUACCACUUUUUAACUUCAGUUAUUUAAACAAAUAGGCUUUUAAUGAACUGAAAUUAUUUGAAGACCAUUUAUUUGAUGAAGAACCUUUUCAUCCAACAAAUGUGAAUGACAAUUGGCGUAAAAUGAUACAAAUAUUAAUAGCUCUCUCAGUCGUGGCAUAUAUAAGUGGCAUAUAAACAUAAAUUUAAUACAUAAAUAAACUCAAGUCUAGCACCCUGAUUCUAAUUGAAUUACAAUAUUAUUGCAAGUUAAUGUUGCUGUGUAAUCUUCUUGAAGUAAUUGUGCCUUGCAUUAUACACAUUAUGUGACAGAUACUGAUUUAAGAUUUCUACUGUUAUAUAAUCAAAUGUACUAGAAUGUAUUUUUUCUGUAAAAAUGCUUAUUUAUUUAAAUUUGUUAACUUUGUGAAUACUUGUUUAGUGCCUCUAGAAUGUUUCCACUAAAUGAGAUCUUAGGGCUUGCUUGAUUCUCUAGAGCAAUGGUGUCAAACUCAAAUAAAUAUUAAGUUUAAAAACCACAUUUAUCUAUUUUUUUAAUUAAUAUAUCAACACAUUGUAAUCAAAUAGGGAUUAAAUAUAACUAAUACAUUAAAA
Pseudonaja textilis is the source of this 3104-nucleotide messenger RNA. RefSeq names its product dopa decarboxylase (gene DDC). Gene Ontology annotation, molecular function: pyridoxal phosphate binding; aromatic-L-amino-acid decarboxylase activity. Lineage: Eukaryota; Metazoa; Chordata; Lepidosauria; Squamata; Elapidae. The record is from RefSeq and is a predicted model, not a curated record. Gene Ontology annotation, biological process: serotonin biosynthetic process; catecholamine metabolic process; amino acid metabolic process. Gene Ontology annotation, cellular component: cytoplasm.